Gigantopelta aegis is the source of this 483-nucleotide messenger RNA. RefSeq names its product putative tRNA (cytidine(32)/guanosine(34)-2'-O)-methyltransferase. Gene Ontology annotation, molecular function: tRNA methyltransferase activity. Gene Ontology annotation, cellular component: cytoplasm. Gene Ontology annotation, biological process: tRNA methylation; cytoplasmic translation. The record is from RefSeq and is a predicted model, not a curated record. NCBI's taxonomy places the organism in Eukaryota, Metazoa, Mollusca, Gastropoda, Neomphalida, Peltospiridae.
AUGGGUAAAACGUCGAAAGAUAAAAGAGAUAUUUACUAUCGAUUAGCCAAAGGAGAGGGCUAUCGAGCUCGCAGUGCUUUCAAAUUGUUUGCAUAUCGACGAAGAGAUUCAAUCUCUUCCAUGGUAAACACGACCCUAACUUUAUGUGCAGCUCCUGGUAGCUGGAGUCAAGUACUGAGUGAGAAACUAUAUGAUAGCUCUGUUACAGAUGAGACUGUGAAGAUUGUAGCAGUAGAUUUACAACAGAUGGCUCCAUUACCAGGUAUCAUACAGAUCCAAGGAGAUAUUACGAAGGAAUCCACAGCUAAGGAAAUAAUUCACCAUUUUGAAGGAUCUAAAGCUGACUUAGUGGUUUGUGACGGUGCUCCUGAUGUUACUGGUCUACAUGAUUUAGAUGAAUAUAUACAAGCACAAUUGUUACUUGCAGCAUUGAACAUAACAACACAUGUACUAACAAUGGGUGGAACAUUGUUGCCAAGGUGA